UUCACCAUGUUUCUAUAGGAAAGUAAAAUUCAUCGCCAACCGCCACAUUUGCAGAUUUUCUGUGAAACCAAUGCCGAACUGUUUCUCCAUAAAGAUGUAAGCUGUUCGGGGACAACCAAGAAGCAAGAAAAAGCUCUGCUGAAUUUAUAAUGGCCGAAGCAUCUGGUGUGACCCAAAGUAGUCAACAAGACACUGGUAAAACAAAGAAACCUAAGAAAGGAACUCCUGGCCUAAAUAACUCAAGAGAAAGGCGGGGAUCUCAAGAGAGCUUACUCCACAAUGAAGAGAAAAAAGAAAAUCCUAAACUUUCCAGAGCAAGGGAACGCACAAGGGCCCGUUUUGAAUCCUUGCUUCAAGCUGCAGCUCAAGAAGGGUUGACUGAGGAAGCUGAAAAGGCGAAGAGAAAGAAGAAGAGAACCAAAACUGCUGACUCCUUGCUUUCAGAGCUUAAGUCUGGAGCUCCAUAUGUGAAAGAGAGGUCAAAAUCUGAAGAGAGAUUGUUGGAAGGUAACCUUUAUAAAGAAGACACUACUCCAAAAUUCAAGAAAAAGAAAGCUAAAGAGAUUUUGCAAGAAGAAACAAAUAAAGACCAGCUCCAACUGCCUUUAGAAAAAGAAGAUCAACAAAGUAACGUUAAAGGAAAACGGAAGUCAAAGAAAAAAUUAAACAAGAAAACUCUGGAAGAUGAUGUAGCUGAUAAUGUUACUGAAGACGAUGUUGGAAAAGAAAACGUUGGCUAUGAUCAAAGCCCUGUGAAGGAUGAGGAGCCUGAUAAAGUUAUCACAACCACAAAAAAGAAGAAGCAAAAAAGACAGAAUACAGAGCCUGCUGGUGAAAAGAUUGAAAGGGCACUUGAAAGAAAAAGAAGGGAUGAUGGUUAUUUGCUGAGCAUACAGAUCCACAAAGCCGACAGAUUAAAGCCUGAUAUCGAUGUUGUUCACCCCUGUAUCCGUGUUCAUGUUAUUGACACAAGCACUGGACAAUAUGUUAAGAAAAGUGACAGGGGCCGAAAUGUUGCUUCAUUCUUCGAAGACAAAAACGAUGCUGUUGACUAUAUUAUGCCAAUGAUGACGCAGCCAUUCGACUUUAGAAAGAAGAAAUCAAUGCUACCCUGCUGGGAAGAGACACUCAUUUACAAUGAAAUUUACUCGUACUUUCUCCAGAGAGAAGAAGGGGAUCCCGAAGUCAUGAUCUUCUUUGAGAUAGUUGACUUUUUGAGUAUGUCGUCUGUCGUAAGAGGAAAUACACAAGGCAGAGAGCAAGGAUGGUAUAAAAUUGCAUGGGCGUUUCUUAAGGUUGUCAGCACAAAUGGUUCUCCAAACACCGACAGAAAAGUACGUCUCCAAUUGUACCAUCGACCAACAAGGCUAAGAGCCAGAAAUCCAAUCCCAGGAGCUCUCGAGAUUUUCAGUUGGUGGCAGUCAACCGAACGUGUGCCAUAUCCCUCGACUCUUUAUGUGACAGUGAAAGGCAUUCGCCCCCCUGAGAGCAUAGAUGCUGCAGCAAGGUCGAUGUUUCCAAUUCAAGAGGAGCGUGGCACUCUUACAUACGAGCAACUUAAUGACACAUUGGAUGGCAUCAACGCCCGUAAAAGGGAAUCACUUAGCACAGAUAAGAAGCAUAUCUGGAAUCGACUUCCGGGACAGGCGAAUAGAAUUCCCAAUAAACUGACUUUGAUUCUACCAACUGGGAGAAGAGGAUGUUCUGUAGCCAGGUUUUCUCCCGAUGGAAGGAACCUUGCUUGUGCAUGCAGCAACGCCAAUGGAUUUCCUAUUCUCGUUUAUGCGAUUCCCUCUGGAUCGCUUCAAGGUGAACUUACGGGGCAUUUUGGGAUAAUUUAUGACAUGUCUUGGUCAGCUGAUGGCAAGGAGCUUCUUACAUCUUCAUCUGAUGGCACAGUCAGAAGUUGGGAUGUCAAACAUUUCAUCAACAAUGCAAUCAAAGUAUACCCUCACCCAUCGUUUGUAUACACGGCAAAGCACCAUCCAACUCAACAGAGCCUUAUUGUAAGUGGCGGGUAUGACAAGGUCCUUAGAAUAUGGACUAAAGCGUCUGAUGGUCUUCAUGGAAAACUUCUUCGUGAGAUGACAGGACAUAGCGGACUUGUAAACAGUAUCAUAUUCCAGCCAUCAGGUGACCACAUGUAUUCUGGCGACAGCAUUGGUGUUAUCAUCAUCUGGAAAUCGUCACUUCCUGGCUCAAGCGGGAAAAGAAAAUCACGUGAUCUUGCUGCAGAUGAAGAUGGUAUAAAAGGCUGGAGAAUUUUACAAACUAUCAAACUAGAGGAAAUCAAAAGUACCCCAAUCAACUCUCUAACGUUGCAUCCAAAUGGAAGGAAAUUGCUGGUUCACGCAAGAGAUGCUUUUAUCCGCAUGCUUGAUCUCAGAAGUUCAGCUGUUAUGAAAAGAUAUCUUGGUGCGUUGAACCAGAAAGAACACAUAAGAAGCACUACGUCGUGUUGUGGUACUUUUGUUAUUGCUGGUUCAGAAGAUGGUACAGCUCAUGUUUGGAACAGCGAAACAGCUGAUCCAGUAUUCGAAUACACGGACCUUGGUUUUACAAAUGCUGUUUGUGAUGUUGACUUUCACCCAAAGGAAAACAUGAUAGUCUUUUGUUCGUUUGGUGCUGGACAUCCCGUUCUUGUUUAUAUCUUUGACUUAGAAGAGCAAAUGAAAAGCACGCGAGUCACUGAUACCAUGCGAACUGAAAAUGAAAAACAGGCUCUCAAGGACACAUUCAGAUCGUCACUGCAAGAUUCACAACGCCAGGCCGGGCUCACUGCCGAUUUCGGAAAGGACAAAUUGCGCGUUGAAACUUUGCGGCAGAAGAUGGACACAGUGUUGAACUCCAGCAGCCUGCAGUCAUCAAAGAUGCAAUUCAAUCAAGGACCCACGACAGCCGGGAUGUCGGAAACAAUGAUGACAUGGGGCUCGGAUUUCUCUACCCUUUUGCCAACCUCGACACAUAUGACAAAGACACAGGCUGACAGGCGUAUGUCCGCAUCACCCCAUGCACUGCAGCAUUUUGGGUCUUCCCAACGAACUCGAAUGCAGAGUCAGUCAAGCGAUCUCUCUGAAAUGAAAGGAGCAUACCAGUCAACACCGCCCAGUCCUUACUAUGGUGGAAUAGACCGUCAACAUAAGGGUCUACCAUUGACUAUGUCCCAGUUGCAAGAUUCGUCCAGGGCUGGUUUCAACUUGACCUCAAAUACAUUUGAAGGAAAAUCAGCCUUACAGGGAAAACAGGUCAUCGCCAUGUACGCAUACACCCCAAGUCGCUCAGAUGAAUUGCAAAUCAACCCGUCUGACGUCAUCACAGUUAUUUAUGAGGAUAAUGAAAACUGGUGGUUUGGCGAACUGCCUGAUGGUCGACAAGGCUACUUUCCUGCCAAUUACGUCAUGGUUUCUGAUGCGAACGAGCUUCAAGAAGUAUCAGGCUCACGAGAUGAUAUUCGGAAUUCCCACUCGGCCGUUGUAACAAAAGAUGGUGAUUUGAAGAUCAUUUCUGCCCCCGAAGACAGUGAAACUGAACCCAGACAAACAACUAAGAGAAAACAGAGACGACGAAAGACCCACAGGUCUAGUGAUGAUAUAGCCAAGUGAAGUCGAACAACAAAUCCAACUGAAAUUUGAAGAAUCCCGCAAAGAAAGUGACUGACGUCAUCUUCACCACCACAAGGAUAUCAAAUUUAUUCCACCUUGAAAGAUUGUAUGUAGCUGUAUAUGGUGUAAAUAGUAUAGCGAACUGAAUAACAGAAAGACGCAGAUAAGGUUUUAAUCUAUUCAAUUUGUCUUGCAAAAUUCGCUUUUGUCUUGCCUUUCUGCUCAGGGCUCUGCCUCCCUUUGAUAUAAGUUGUUUCCAGUAUUUCUAGCUGGGAUAAGGUAAGUUUGAAUAUCACCAAUAUCGAGAUUCUGACGGACUCAAUUCCACCCAUAAAAAAUGACCCCUCUCCCCCUCUUCACGCUUCUAUUAAUGUCGAGGCGAUCAGAGAUAGGUAUUCUUGACUUUUAAUUGCGUUGUUCUAAGAUAAUUACAAGUUUUUAUUCUUUAUUCGAGUCUGUUUUACAAUUGUAAAUAAUGUUUUAUUACGGCAAUUAAUUAUAUUGUUGUAAUAAAGUAAUUUGUUACAUUGUAAUAAAGUCUUUAACAAAGUAUAAGUA
This is a messenger RNA of Rhopilema esculentum, 4160 nucleotides long. Its product is annotated as jouberin. Lineage: Eukaryota; Metazoa; Cnidaria; Scyphozoa; Rhizostomeae; Rhizostomatidae. Gene Ontology annotation, cellular component: ciliary basal body. The record is from RefSeq and is a predicted model, not a curated record. Gene Ontology annotation, biological process: motile cilium assembly. Gene Ontology annotation, molecular function: protein binding.